GAGGGACUUGCCUUUCAGUGGCACUGCUUUAAAUCGCUUUAGUAACGGUGACAUAUUCGAAACAACAUUUAUCUUUCUCAUUAUCCUUACGAGGAAUGUUUAAGCCCAUGCACGCGGAUGUCUCUGCUGUAGUGUCAGCGGAGAACGCUCUUUUGUCCGGGUCUUAUCGGCGGGAUUACCCACCUCACUCCAGCGCACCGACUCCGAUCAUCAGAACCGCGCGGGGUUCUUUCCCGUAUACCCACCCGCAGAGAAGAUGAACAUCCAGGUUCUGCCAGAGCACAAGCUCUCGUCGGUGGCCCCGCUGAAACAGUGCAAUAUGGAGAAAAAGGAGGUAGAACUGAUCCUGGUGAAGGACCAGAAUGGGGUCCAGUACACCAGCUCCUCCAUCAUACCCACCCCCGGCCACCUCGCGGGUCCCCCCGGAGCCUCCGAGGACGAGCGAGAAACUUGGGGCAAGAAAAUAGACUUUCUCCUGUCGGUCAUUGGCUUCGCGGUGGACCUGGCUAACGUUUGGAGAUUUCCUUACUUGUGCUACAAGAAUGGAGGAGGUGCCUUUUUGAUCCCCUACAUUCUUUUCCUGGUCAUAGCGGGGAUGCCAUUGUUCUAUAUGGAACUUGCUCUGGGCCAGUAUAACAGGGAGGGGGCAGCCACAGUGUGGAAAAUAUGCCCCAUCUUUAAAGGAGUGGGCUACACUGUGAUCCUCAUCGCGCUGUACGUCGGCUUCUACUACAACGUCAUCAUCGCCUGGUCCCUGUACUACCUGUUCUCCUCCAUGACCAGCGAGCUGCCGUGGCUCAGAUGUGACAACAGCUGGAACAGUCCAAACUGCACAGACCCCAAAGCUAUCAACGGAUCCAUCCUUGGCAACGGAACAUCUUACGCCAAGUACAAGAUCACCCCGGCGGCGGAGUACUACGAACGGGGUGUGCUGCAUCUCCAUGAGAGUAGGGGUAUCCAGGACCUUGGCCUGCCUCGCUGGGAGUUGACCUUGUGUCUGGUUGUGGUGGUCUUCAUCCUCUACUUCAGCCUGUGGAAAGGUGUCAAGUCCUCAGGGAAGGUGGUCUACAUUACAGCCACUAUGCCCUACGUGGUCCUUUUCGUGUUGCUGAUCCGAGGCGUAACUCUACCGGGGUCCAUGGACGGCAUCAGGGCCUACCUACACAUCGACUUCAAGCGGCUCAACAAUCUGGAGGUAUGGAUCGAUGCUGCCACCCAGAUCUUCUACUCACUCGGAGCAGGAUUCGGUGUGCUCAUUGCUUUUGCCAGUUAUAACAAAUUUGACAACAACUGCUACAGGGAUGCUCUCUUGACCAGCACUGUGAACUGCGUCACCAGUUUCUUCUCAGGGUUUGCCAUCUUCUCUGUGCUUGGAUACAUGGCUUACAAACAUGGGGUGAAAAUAGAAGAUGUGGCAACAGAGGGGGCAGGAUUGGUGUUCAUCAUCUACCCUGAGGCAAUCUCUACACUCCCUGGCUCAACAUUUUGGGCUAUCGUGUUCUUCAUCAUGUUACUGACGCUGGGCAUCGACAGCUCGAUGGGCGGUAUGGAGGCGGUCAUCACGGGCCUGACGGACGACUUUAAGAUCCUCAAGAGAAACAGGAAACUCUUCACCUUUGCCACAGCCUUUGGAACAUUCCUGGUGGCCCUUCUCUGCAUUACUAAUGGUGGGAUCUACGUGCUGACUUUACUAGAUAAGUAUGCCGCAGGGACCUCCAUACUGUUUGGUGUGUUGAUUGAGGCCAUUGGAGUGUCAUGGUUUUAUGGUGUGGACCGCUUCAGCGAAGAUAUUGAGCGGAUGAUGGGCUUUAAGCCAGGUCUUUAUUGGAGGCUGUGCUGGAAAUUUGUCAGCCCAGCUUUUCUUCUGUUUGUGGUAAUAGCCAGUACUGUGACAGCUUCGGGCCUAAAGUAUGAUGACUACACUUUCCCUUACUGGUCCAAUGUAGUUGGCUGGGGUGUGGCCAUGUCCUCCAUGCUGUUUGUCCCCAUCUAUGCUAUUUAUAAAUUCCUCAGCGUACCAGGAACGUUCAAACAGAGGAUAGCAUAUUGUAUCACUCCAGAACAUGAGCAUCAUUUGGUGGCUGAGGGAAAUAUACGGCAAUUUACACUCAGACAUUGGUUGGCCAUCUGAUGACGAAACCCGAAUUCCCUUGUCCAUUGUCACGUCUAUUGUGCUACCAGUGGACGGACACAUGAGGAGAGCAGCAGUCUCCACUGUCUCGCAGCAGCCCCUCUCCUGUGCAAAUACCACCCAAGGCAAUCGUUGUCAACAGCAACUUUAAGCACUUUGAUUUCGGAGUCGUGCCUGUUCAUAUUUCAACCAUUCCACAACUUCGGCUCAUAAGGGAGGGGCACCCAGUGGGGAAAAUAUACUGUUAUUCGCCCAUGUACAUUAUUAUGGUUUUUAUACACAAUUUUAAUUAUUAUAAUACUAUUUAAUUUUUAUAUUUAGUGAUGUGACUUAUAUCCCCUAGAAGGGAUAUAAACUAAAAUAAAACCAAAACAAUCCCGAAAACUGAAGAGAAGACAAAUAUAUUUCAGUUUUCCUUUUAGGCCUGUUAUUAUUUAUUAUUAUUACAUUAUUAUUAUUGUCACUCUGUCGGUUGAGUGGCUUCUAUGUGUCAGUGCCUUAUCGAGCGAGACACUCUAUGUUUCUUAAAGUCCGUACAGGAAGAAAUAGAAUAAACUGUGUUGACUCAGGAACCCACUAAAUCCAACCACAGUUUGUGGAACGGCUCAGCUCGCCAGCUACCUGGUCCUUUGACAUUCAAGUCAAAGAGCUGCAGGUCGACAGAGCAUCAAGGUCGAGCUCCUUAGUGAAGAGAAAACAGGCCUGAUAUAAUGCUUUUUGUCACAAAUAGUGUUACAGAAAAAGGGAAAAAUGCAUGCAUCACUCCAAAGCUUUAAAAAGAAAAACAGAAGCAGGCUUCAUUCACCUCUUAUGCUUUUUGAAAGGCCAGACUCACAACCAGAGCUUUAUCUCAAAGAAAGGCUGAGGCUGAACCUGGUCAGUGCCUGGCUGCUCACUUAAGAUGCAGGGAAAAAAAUUCAGCUAAACAAAUGGCGUAACUGUUAGUUUUGUAUCGUUGUUGUGUUGCAAACUUUCGUCUGUUCAGUGAUUCUGAGACAGUGAGAGAGAGUGUGUGUGUAUUCAGAUCUUGUUGCCGGCCAUACAGUAUUGCUGUAAGCAUUCAGUACAUGUAGGAAUACCUCUUUCACUGCACUGUUUUUAACUACUAUGUUGAGUGGAUAUACAAUUCUUAUGCUGUGUUCACACUAAACGCAAAGCCAAUUUUUUAUGCGUCACGUGAUGC
Messenger RNA from Paralichthys olivaceus (Japanese flounder), 3314 nucleotides. RefSeq names its product solute carrier family 6 member 2 (gene slc6a2). Gene Ontology annotation, cellular component: neuron projection; neuronal cell body membrane; plasma membrane. Gene Ontology annotation, molecular function: norepinephrine:sodium symporter activity; dopamine:sodium symporter activity. The record is from RefSeq and is a predicted model, not a curated record. Gene Ontology annotation, biological process: sodium ion transmembrane transport; dopamine uptake involved in synaptic transmission. NCBI's taxonomy places the organism in Eukaryota, Metazoa, Chordata, Actinopteri, Pleuronectiformes, Paralichthyidae.